UGCAGGCAGGAGAAGGCGUGACCUGAAUGGAGAAUGCCAGCCAACUCCCCAGACACACACAGGGCUCUCAGAAAACAAAGAUAAGACAUAGAGUGGAGCCCAGGAAAGCCAGCCCCAGAACUGACACUAGGGAAGAGAUCCUGCCAAAAUAAGGUGCCGGGUAGAAUCUAAAUAGCAGCUAAGGCAGAAACAUGAGGGCGUUCCUGCUGUCCUUUUCCCUGUAUGUGUGUCUGCUGAGAGUGUCCACCAACAUCGUGGAACUGAACGACAUGUUUGGGGAGAUCCAGUCCCCCAACUUCCCUGAUUCCUAUCCCAGUGACUCCGAAGUCACCUGGAACAUCACAGUGCCAGAGGGCUUUAGGAUCAAGCUGUACUUCAUGCACUUUGACCUGGAAUCCUCCUACCUCUGUGAAUAUGACUAUGUGAAGGUAGAAGCUGAGGACCAGGUGCUGGCUCUCUUCUGUGGGAGGGAGACCACAGAUACAGAGCAAGCCCCCGGCCAGCAGGUGGUCCUUUCCCCAGGCCCCUUCAUGGCCUUUACUUUCCGAUCAGAUUUCUCCAAUGAGGAACGCUUCACUGGCUUUGAUGCUCAUUACAUGGCGGUGGAUGUGGACGAGUGUACAGAGAAGAGUGACGAGGAGCUGGCCUGCGAUCACUACUGCCAUAACUACAUUGGAGGGUAUUACUGCUCCUGCCGCAUUGGCUACAUCCUCCAUACAGACAACAGGACCUGCAGAGUGGAGUGCAGUGAUAACCUCUUCACCCAGAGGACGGGUGUGAUCAGCAGCGCCGACUUCCCCGGCCCGUACCCCAAGAGCUCUGACUGUCUCUACAGAAUCAAACUGGAGGAUGGUUUUGUCAUCACUCUCCAGUUUGAGGAAAGCUUUGAUGUUGAAGACCACCCCGAGGUGUCCUGUCCCUAUGAUUACAUCAAGAUUAAGGCUGGGCAGAAAGAGUUUGGCCCUUACUGUGGAGAGAAAUCCCCGGGACGCAUCGACACCCAGAGCAACAGCGUCCAGAUUCUGUUCCACAGUGACAACUCAGGGGAGAAUGGAGGCUGGAGGCUUUCCUACACAUCUGCAGGGAACCCGUGCCCCGCCUUGCAGCCCCCUGCCAAUGAACUCGAUCCCUUGCAGGCUAAAUAUACCUUCAAAGACCAAGUGCUCAUCAGCUGUUAUACUGGCUACAAAGUAAUCAAGGACAACCUAGAGAUGGACACAUUCCAGAUCGAGUGUCUGAAAGAUGGAACGUGGAGUAACAAGAUCCCCACCUGUAAAAUUGUAGACUGCAGCACCCCAACAGAGCUGGAGCACGGGCGCGUCACCUUUGCCACCAAGAACAACAUCACCACGUACAAGUCCGAGGUCCGCUACUCCUGCCAGCCACCUUAUUACAAGCUGUUUCCCAACAUUACAGGCACGUACACCUGUGAGGCCCAAGGCAUCUGGAUGAAUGGAGAGUUGGGGAGAAAACUGCCCACUUGUCUACCAGUGUGUGGUCAGCCCUCCCACUCUCUGCCCGCCCUGGUCAAGAGGAUCAUUGGGGGCCGGAACGCUGAGCCGGGCUUCUUCCCUUGGCAGGCUCUGAUAGUGGUGGAAGAUACCUCCCGGGUACCCAAUGACAAGUGGUUUGGGAGCGGGGCCCUCCUCUCAGAGUCCUGGGUCCUGACGGCAGCCCACGUGCUGCGGUCCCAGCGAAGGGACAACACCGUCAUCCCCGUCUCCAAGGAGCACGUUACUGUCUACUUGGGCUUGCAUGACGUUCGGGACAAGUCCGGCGCCGUCAACCGCACCGUGGCCCGUGUAAUCCUGCACCCCGACUUUGACAUCCAGAACUACAAUAACGACAUUGCCCUGGUCCAGCUGAGGGAGCCCGUGCCCCUGGGGCCCCACAUCAUGCCCGUCUGCUUGCCCGGGCCAGAGCCCGAGGGGCCACUGCCCAACACCCUGGGCCUGGUGGCCGGCUGGGGCAUCUCCAACCCCAAUGUCACCGUGGACGAGGUCAUCAGCAGUGGCAUGCGCACCCUGUCGGACAUCCUGCAGUACGUGAAGCUGCCUGUGGUCCUCCAUGCGGAGUGUAAGGCCAGUUAUGAGUCCCGAUCUGGCAACUACAGUGUCACAGAGAAUAUGUUCUGUGCAGGAUAUUAUGAAGGAGGCAAAGACACCUGCCUGGGAGACAGUGGGGGAGCCUUUGUCAUCCAGGACCCUCAGAGCCAGCGCUGGGUGGCCCAAGGGCUUGUGUCAUGGGGCGGCCCUGAAGAGUGUGGCAGCAAGCAGGUGUAUGGCGUCUACACCAAAGUCUCCAACUAUGUGGACUGGGUGUGGUCCCAGCUGGGCUCCCCUCAGGGCCAGGUGGAGGUAGAAGUGGAGGCGGAGCGGUGAAGCCGCCUCCCAGCCUUUCAGUGGUCCUAGCUGGUGCUGGUCCUGAGAAGUCUUCUCUCAUCUCCCCAUUUGGUUCCAUGAGGAAAACAAGAUGGUGCACCCCCACCACAUCACUCCAUGCCCUUCUCAGCUGGGCUUCCUCUGCAGACACGGAAUCAGGAUCCCGAGUGCCCACCUUCCUCUGACCAGAUGGGAUCUCUCAGAAGCCCAGACGUUCAGGAGCCCUCGCAGGAUCUACCGCUUGGCACCCAUUCUGGGGCAUGGGUCAGUGCCCUUUGGCCAGCUUUCCCUCUGUUCUACCAUCUAAUGGUUCUUUAGGUUCCGAGCCACUUGGGAGAAGGAGGGCAAAGGUCCAGAUUUCCUAAGACACCCAUGUAGAGUAGUUCAGAACUCAGCAAGGAAGCUAGAGGCCCCUCAUCUGCCCUUGGCCCUAUGCCCCCAGGUAGACCUUUGCCCCUGAAUAGCCAUAUGGGACCCAGGCUGGAAUAGACGUCCCCAGUGCACUCCUCUCCUAAGCCACCCUAAAGUUCAAGAUCACAGGCAUAACCCCUCGAGGACAUUUCUAAACAGAAAUAGCCCUGGGUAAUGCCAAGAUACUGGCAGCGUCCAGCGCUGAGAGGCCCGUCCAGCACACUUUCACCCCAGGCCUCCGUCAGCUACACACAGAUAUGGGAAAAGCAACUCUGGCCAAUAGAGGAUGCAUGGGGCGCCACUUCCGAUGCCUCCCCAGCUCUCGUUCACCAGCAGCCAAGGUUCACAUCUUCCUCAGGGCCUGGCAGCACCCUCCAUCUCCUUUGCCUGCCUCCUGCCAAACUCUUCUGUGAAAUGAGGGGCCAGGGUCUGGUCCUGCUGGCGUCCCUGCUUCUGACCACCUGUGGGAGUGUCACAAGCUUCUUGACCCCAUCAUCUGUAAAAUCAGAAGUUUGGACCAGAAGACCUACUUUGGAGGUGCCUCCCAGAGCCCUCAUGGACUCUGAGUCUCGUGCCACAUGGAGCUCUCACAGUCCUCACAAAAGUGCCAACCUCUGAUCUCCACUGAGAGCAAAGACCAGCCCAGCCCUCUUACCUGGGGAGGGUGGGUGUUCAGAACCAUCCCCUGCUUUCUGAGCUGCACUCUCCCAGCGUCUCUUCUCAGGCCUCCCAUUUCUCAUUUGGCCUUCUGACCUUGGUCUCAAUCCUCUCCAGGAAUCCAGAGCUCCAGACUGUCCAGUGAGCUACCAUCAUGGAAAGGGGUUGGGGGUCCCUCUGUGCUUCCCUGCUCGUAUCCCUGCCAGAGAAUGCAGACAGAGACCAUAGGCAGGAGGCUCCCAUAAGACCAGCAGGAAAACGCCCUGCUGACCUUCUGAGCAUGACAAAUAUCCGACUUUUCUCUGUGCCUGAGCUGAAGGUCCUGCAUAUUUUAUAUUCCACAGCAUAAGCUUCACCAGGUCUGUGAGGUACUUCGGUUCCCACUCCCCUCCUUUCCUCGGGGACUGAGUUGGGAAUAAAGUCCCUCUGAACAGAAA
Messenger RNA from Phascolarctos cinereus (koala), 3886 nucleotides. It is a transcript of the gene MASP1, whose product is annotated as MBL associated serine protease 1. Gene Ontology annotation, biological process: proteolysis; complement activation, lectin pathway. NCBI's taxonomy places the organism in Eukaryota, Metazoa, Chordata, Mammalia, Diprotodontia, Phascolarctidae. Gene Ontology annotation, molecular function: calcium ion binding; serine-type endopeptidase activity. The record is from RefSeq and is a predicted model, not a curated record. Gene Ontology annotation, cellular component: extracellular region.